Yamadazyma jaroonii is the source of this 1095-nucleotide messenger RNA. Lineage: Eukaryota; Fungi; Ascomycota; Pichiomycetes; Serinales; Debaryomycetaceae. The record is from the annotation of a GenBank genome assembly.
AUGAAGCUUUGGAUUGUUUUAUUAGCAACUUUUCAAAUUGUCAACGGACUUAAUUAUAAGGAAACUUUUGAUUCAUUAGUGGAAAGUAUUUGGUCUGAUUUUUGGUAUGAUGAUAAAUCAUCUUGGAGUUCAAACAACAAAUGUGUUGAUAAAUUCAAUUAUCCUGUUGUUUGGGAUCAAGCAGUUGCAGGAAGAGCUAUCACUGAACAUUUAGAUCAAGAUAAGAUAAGAUCAGUAGUAAAUAAUUUGAAAGAUUAUUUAAAUUCUGAUGGAUGGUUUAGUUCAAGUACUGCUAAAGAUAAUGAUGUCUACAUUGAUGAUAACGCUCAAGUAUUAUGGGUAUUAGUAGACGCUUAUCAGUUUAUUGGUGACGUGGAAUGUUUAAACAUUGCAACCAAAUUAAUGUCUAAUAUAAAAGGACAACAAAUUCAAGGUGGGGGAGUGAGGUGGAACUUGAAUGGAGAUUAUGUGGCCUCUAUUUCAACCAGUGAAGCCGCUCUCGCUGCCGUUAGAUUAUACCAAGUUAACAAUGACCAAUCAUUGAUUGAUUUUGCAACCAGUCAAAUGGAUUGGUUAUUUGAUAAUUUACAAGAUCCUAGUGAUGGAUUGAUAUACGAUGGGAAGGUUUUGUCUACAGGGAAUAUCGAUAAGGGUAAAUUAGUUUACUCUGUUGGUACAAUGGUAUCAACAUUAUCAUAUUUGAGUUCUUUGACAGGUGAUUCCAAAUAUUAUUAUAAAGCAUUAGAUUUAUUAAAUUCUGCAUUAAAUCCUAAAGGAGCAUUUUAUAACAGUGAUGGAACUUGGAAUAAUCCUUUAAAGUAUAGUCACUUGUUAUUCAUGGGGAUUUCGGACUUAAUUACAGUAUACACUGCAAGUAAUAAAGUUCAGUCAAGUCAAUACCAAAAGUUUAUUAGUGAGAUGGAAUUUCAAGCUAAUCAUAUAUUUGAAAAUUUACAAAUUGAUACCAAUAAUUAUGUUGAUAACACUAAGGUAUUCAAAGAUCUGGGAAAUUAUUGUAACGGGAAACCAGUAACUGGAUUAAUGGAUAAUGUUUCAGCAGCCCAAAUUUAUUAUGCCAUGUCUAGAGUAGCUUAG